AUCUCAUCACCACAGUUAGCAGAAUGUUACGAAUGUUCACCAGAGGCGUAUCGCGGUCUGCCAAAGAUACGCUACUAACUGCCCCGACCUUAAAACAGAAGCUAGCCAAGGAGGAAAAGAUUUUCCAGAAAAACUUGCCCGAGUGGACCAAACGUGACAAAUCAGUCAAGUUGCGGUACGGUAGUUGGAAUCCAUCCAAAAAACUAAACCGCCAACAGAUCCAGGAUAUACGGAAUAUGACGAUACUGUUGCCAAAUAUCAAGACAGUAGAACUCGCCAGUAUGUUUCGGGUGUCGCCAGAGGCUAUUCGGAGGAUUUUGAAGAGUAAUUGGGUUCCCAAUGAGAGUGAUGAGGAAAAGCUUCUUGAACGAGAAGAAAAAAGACGACUUGAAAAGGCCCAGCGACGGCAGGAAGAACGAGAGCAGGUACGCAAGCAACAGCAGGAGUAUUCUGGCCGGGGCCGUGCUCCUGGUGCUAAUAGUGGUAGAAAUACAGGACAAAAAGGCCCCAGGCACACACAGCAGCGACGGCCAGCUCGUACAUUUCAUCGCGAUAUGGCCGACAUAAUUGACUGAGCUGAUCUUGUUGUCCUCGAACAUAUAAAUACCAACCUGUAAAUAGUAUAAAUGAUACAACGAA
Messenger RNA from Yamadazyma tenuis ATCC 10573, 639 nucleotides. Lineage: Eukaryota; Fungi; Ascomycota; Pichiomycetes; Serinales; Debaryomycetaceae. The record is from RefSeq and is a predicted model, not a curated record.